UCUAUCUGCUCGUGUGAAAUGGGUUUGCCAAAGCUCAAUCAAACAAGUCGUUAUUCAAAAGCCUAUCUAAUAUUCAUGAACCGCGCAAGUCUUCUAUCCAACAGUUCUCGGAUCACCUUCAUUCUUAGCUUGAUUUUGUAUUUAUUAUGGAACAGUUGUACAUUCUUCGAACAUUUCAAUUGCAAUGGCUAAGAUUUCCUGUCUUUACCGGCAUGUUUUAAAAAUAUUUCAACUAUUUGGUUACCAUUGUUUUACUAUUGAUAGUAAUCGAAAUUGUAGAUAUUGGAUAGUUUGUUGGCUUAUAAAUGUUCUAUGUGGAAUUUUCCUUACAAUAUUCAUCUAUUGUUUCCAAUACAGUAUUCUGUAUAGUGAUAGUGAUUUGGGCUAUAUUGUAGAUUUCACCAAGUUUGUGGUCAAUUUUGGUGUUUAUUUCUGCUUUUUGAUUGAAUCGUUUUAUUAUCGAAAUGUGUUUAUUAGGUUGUGGAGUGAUCUCCAAAUAAUUGAAAAUUCUGUAUGUAAGUGGAUAACACAUUGGAGUCGAAAUGAAAAAGAAGUACUGAAUGAAUUUUGGAAAAUAUUCUUUUCAUUUUUCACGUAUCUCGUGUUUUGGGAUAUAUUCUACGCACUAGUUAUUUGCCCGGUAAUUCGUAGCUCAAACUUUACUUUGAUCUUUCUAGUGAUUUUUUCACUGACACAUCUUCGACAGUUUCUUGUCUUAUUUUAUACUAAGCUGAUUGCGUAUUACUUAAAUAUAGUGAAACGCCAAAUGCAUUUCAUUCAGUCGCAAAGUAGCGCUCUAGGUGUAUUGGACAAUCUGUCUUAUGACAUACAUUUGAUAAAGGAUGAAUUACGUAGUGUUGCUGAUGUAUGUGCACGACUUGAUCAAAUAGUUUUGACUCUUAAUAAAAUAAUUGGAUUUUCGUUGUUUAUAAUCAAAAUAAGAGAACAUGCUCAUCUUCUGACCGAUUCAUAUUGGAUCAUUUUCAGGAUACUGAAUGGUGGUUUUCUUCGGUCGUUGUUUUUAAUAUUGAGCUUAUCGUCGAAGUAUGUAUGUUUGGUGAUAAACUUCCAUGCGGUAGAACAUUUAUACGAUAUAAGGAAGAGUAUUCAAAACAUCAGCAAUGGUAUUAAUUUUGCUUUCCAGAACAAAAGCAAUUUUCACUGGCAAACGGUCGAAAGUUAUAAUUAUCGCAUUCAAUGGAGCCGGACAAUGCUGUCUGGUUAUGAUAUGUUUGGCUAUUCGUACAGCACCAUGUUUGAGAUUUGUUUAAGUGUCCUAACUUCAGUUGCAUUUCUCACUCAGAUGGCUGAUCGAACAUAUGAAAAUUGAACAAUGUUUCUGAAA
Messenger RNA from Aedes aegypti (yellow fever mosquito), 1345 nucleotides. RefSeq lists its product as uncharacterized. Gene Ontology annotation, biological process: sensory perception of taste. Lineage: Eukaryota; Metazoa; Arthropoda; Insecta; Diptera; Culicidae. Gene Ontology annotation, cellular component: membrane. The record is from RefSeq and is a predicted model, not a curated record. The transcript is spliced from 4 exons. Bases 185 to 1330 code for a protein of 381 amino acids.